This is a messenger RNA of Puntigrus tetrazona (Sumatra barb), 3625 nucleotides long. RefSeq names its product lactase-like b (gene lctlb). Gene Ontology annotation, biological process: carbohydrate metabolic process. The transcript has 14 exons. The record is from RefSeq and is a predicted model, not a curated record. Lineage: Eukaryota; Metazoa; Chordata; Actinopteri; Cypriniformes; Cyprinidae. The coding region runs from base 711 to 2468 and encodes 585 amino acids. Gene Ontology annotation, molecular function: beta-glucosidase activity.
CAUGCUUUGUGGAUACAUCAGUUUUUCAGACUUGCAAUUAUUUGUCUAAAUGCAUCCAUUAAUUGCUUUUCACACAUUGGUACUUGAUAAAAUACAAGUGGUGGAUUGCUCGAAGUCUCAAUAUCUUAGUAACAUAAAAGUCAGAGCAAGACCUGAAACCUGUUGUAUAAUAUUUGGGUCAGUUGAUUCCACCAUAUGCUGUCAUUGUUGUAGUAAACACAGGAGUAUUAGCCUCUCCAACAUUAACUUUGCUUACAGAGUGAAACCCUCAUUUGUAAGAGAUCUGUCCACCGUUGCAAAAUGCGAUCACAGUCCAUUGACCCUCAAUAGGCAGGCUUUUGGGUCUACAGUGGGGUCAUGAGACCGCUUUUAGAACAACACAGUGCUUUGCCACCCAAGCUGAACAGUAACAUACUCUAUAUGACAACCUUCAAACUUCAAAACUAGAUGUGAUAUCAAGGUGUGGGAUAGUUCUCAUCGCAUUUAAAGGCAUUCCCAUGUGGAACUAAUGCAAAUUCUGAGAAAGGUAUGUUCAAAUCAGGAGUAUGAGCAUGAAAAUUGUCAUUGAUUAGUCAGUGGUCAUUCAUUACUGGGCAAAUUGCAUAGUGUUUAGUGAAAGCGAAUGAUGUGUAGUGAAAGGGUAACUACCUCUCAGAUCAGGAGAGAGUGGUGCUGAUGAGAGUCACUGAGCUGGAGCUGAGAUCUGGAAUAUGAUGCUGUCACAUCGUGUUGGACGAGCGUGUCAUGUGCUUGUGCUGGUGUUGUGUCUGUCUGCGGCUGAGGACUUCGACUGGUCAGCGAACAACCACGACUCCUUCUAUUAUGGCACUUUUCCAAAUGGAUUUUCGUGGGGUGCCGGCGGUUCAGCCUAUCAAACAGAAGGAGCCUGGGACAAAGAUGGGAAAGGACUGAGUAUCUGGGAUGUGUUCACUCAUAAGAAGGGAAAGACAUUCCUGAAUGAUACUGGAGACUCUUCAUGUGAGGGAUACUACAAAAUCAAGGAUGAUAUUUCAUUGAUAAAAGAGCUGAAUCUAAAUCAUUAUCGGUUUUCCAUCUCCUGGCCCAGGAUCAUGCCAACUGGAAUCAGGUCUGACCACGUGAAUGAGAAAGGGGUGAAGUACUACAGCGCUCUUAUUGAUGAGCUGCUUGAACACAAUAUCACUCCUAUUGUGACCCUUUAUCACUGGGACCUGCCACAGGUUUUGCAGGAGAAAUAUGGCGGAUGGCAGAACAUCAGCAUGAUUAAUUUUUUCAACAACUUUGCCAAUCUUUGCUUUGAACGCUUUGGGGACCGUGUCAAAUACUGGAUAACUUUUAAUAACCCAUGGUCAGUAGCAGUGGAAGGAUAUGAAACUGGAGAACAUGCUCCUGGACUGAAGCUCAGGGGCACCGGAGCCUACAGAGCAGCUCACCACAUCAUUAAGGCACAUGCUAAGGUUUGGCACACUUACGACACCCAGUGGAGAAACAAACAAAAAGGUUUGGUUGGCAUUUCGCUAUCUGGGGACUGGGGAGAGCCUGUGGACAUUACUAACCAGAAAGACAUCGAAGCUGCAGAGAGAUAUGUCCAGUUUUACAUAGGCUGGUUUGCUACACCCAUCUUUCAUGGAGAUUAUCCUCAAGCGAUGAAGGAUUUCAUAGGGAGGAAAAGCGCACAACAGGGUUUGGGAACAUCUCGCCUUCCCACCUUUUCUUCUCAGGAGAAGAGUUACAUCAAAGGCACUUCUGACUUCCUAGGUGUGGGGCACUUCACCACACGCUACAUCACCCAAAAGAGCUUCCCUUCAAACCGUGGCUCCACCUACUUCUCAGAUCGGGAUGUAGCAGAACUGGUCGACCCACGUUGGCCUGAUCCUGGUUCAGAGUGGCUCUACUCGGUUCCUUGGGGCUUCCGCCGUCUGCUCAACUUCAUAAAGACUCAGUAUGGGAACCCCAUGAUCUUCAUCACUGAGAACGGGGUCUCAGAGAAAAUGAUGUGCACAGAACUGUGUGAUGACUGGAGGAUACAGUAUUACAAGGGUUACAUCAAUGAGAUGCUAAAAGCUAUUAGAGAUGGAGUGAAUGUGAAGGGGUACACUGCUUGGUCCCUUCUGGACAAGUUUGAGUGGGAUGAAGGCUAUUCAGAGAGGUUUGGCCUUUACUAUGUGGACUUCAGGAACAAAAAUAAGCCUCGCUACCCCAAGGCCUCUGUUCAGUUCUACAAACGCAUCAUUAAAUAUAAUGGAUUUCCCAAUCAAAGAGAGGUUGAGAACUGGAAGAGGAAAGCUACAGAGACUUGCUCCACCAGCAAUCAGCUCCUGGCUGCAGAGGAACAGCGGAAUACGGCUGCCAAUAUUCUAAGACUUAUUCAUGAUCCUUUAACCAGCCACAUGGAGAUGGUGACCGAGGUUGUGGUUCCCACAGUGUGCACCCUCUGCAUUUUGAUCAGUGCUGUCUUUCUCAUGUUCCUACUCCGCAAACGAAACUAACUCACUUUUUUUUUUUUAAAAAACUGAAUUUGGCCAUUGUUUCUUGGUUAAUAAUGUUUGCAUUGAGGAGGUUAAGGACACUUUGCUGAAUUGAAAUGAUAUAGGCAAACAGUCAUCUGCUUUUGGAAAUUAUUUAUCUCUUUGUGAACUAAGCUUUUUGUCCUAAACCCGGUUGAAGCUUAAAGUGCCCCCAUUUUGCCAGUUUAAGGCUCCUAAUACUGUUCUGGGAGUCUCCUACAAUAGGUUACAUUGUAUGCAUGCAGGAUGAAAAAUGCUUUUAUUUUCUUAAAAUAUGCUUUUAAUAACAAUUUUUCCAGCGAUUACUUCGAAACAUUUCUAAGAUUCAGCCUCUCUAAACCACGAGCUUACUCUGCUCUGAUUGGUCAGAUGGCCCAGUCUGUAGUGAUUAGUGUACCACAGAGCAGUCAUCUGACAUGUUUGUGGGCAGCGUUGUGUUGUUUGUGGCCAGCCAACAUAGAUGGGAAUUAUGCAAACAGAUUCAAAUGACUAAACAUCUUUAGGCUACAUAGAAUCGUUUCUUUAUUUUGGGAGAUAAUAACUUUAUUUAUCGUGCACUCUUGAAUUUAUUUCGCAGAUCAUUUACAUUCACAUACUACAUAACUACAUUAAACACUGAAUGAAAAUAUUGGAAAUGGCGUAAUAGGGGCGCUUUAAACUUCUGAAAACUCAAGUUAUUGCAUAUACACUACUAUUUAUAACUUCGGGGUCAGGGCGAUUUUUUUUCCCCCCCAAGAAAUACAGAUUUUUUAUUCUGCAAGAGUGCAUUAAUAUUGAUCAAAAGUGACAAUCUUAAAAAUCUACAAGAUUUUUUUUUUAAACUAAGGCUGCAGUUUUCAACUUUCUAUUAAUCAAAAACCCUAAAAAUGUAACAAUGUUUCCACGGAAAAAUUAUGCAGAACAGUUAUUUAAAAACUGUCAUAUUUUCACAGUACUGUUUUUGAAUGUAUUAGCAAAUAAAUGUAGGACCAGUGAUUGCGACUCUUCUUUAAAAACAAAAAAUGCCCCCAAACUUUUGAACAGUAUUGUGCAUAAACAAAUUAAAACCGUUCCAUUCAUUAAAUAAAUAAAUAAAUAAAUAAAUAUGCCAUUUGACAUUUGAAACAACAUUUUCUGUGAGUUCAUUUCUAUGAUAUGGA